Messenger RNA from Thunnus maccoyii (southern bluefin tuna), 2395 nucleotides. Its product is annotated as sodium- and chloride-dependent betaine transporter-like. Lineage: Eukaryota; Metazoa; Chordata; Actinopteri; Scombriformes; Scombridae. Gene Ontology annotation, cellular component: membrane. Gene Ontology annotation, biological process: sodium ion transmembrane transport. Bases 164 to 1924 code for a protein of 586 amino acids. The transcript is spliced from 14 exons. The record is from RefSeq and is a predicted model, not a curated record.
UAACCGACCAGAAUGACUGGCUUUGUUUUUAAAGUGAUCGCUGGCUUUGAGAUGUGUUCUAUGUAUUCAAAUUAGGAAAAGACACGUUAUAUAAGCAGCAAAGAUCAGUUUGCAGUAUUUUGGAAUCAUAACAGAAACAGCGGACGAAGUUCUUGAUCUUCACAUGAACAGAGAAAGAAGAAGAGAGAAUCAGAGAGGGGAUGGAGACAGAGGACGAUGGGCCAAUAAAAAAGAAUAUAUUCUGGUUGUUGCAGGAAAUGUGGUCGGCUUGGGCAAUGUUUGGAGAUUUCCUUACCUCUGCUACAAGAAUGGAGGAGGUGCCUUUCUGGUGCCAUAUAGUCUGUUAGCUGUGGUGGUUGGGAUACCUCUGUUCCUACUGGAGAGUUCAGUUGGUCAAUACACCCAGGAAGGGUUCAUCACCUGUUGGAGGAAAUUGUGUCCACUUGCACAAGGAAUUGGAUAUGCACAUUUUGUGUUGAAACUUUAUGACUUCAGCUACAUUAUGAUCCAAGUCUGGGCUCUCUUCUACCUGGUGUUCUCAUUCAGAUCCCAGCUCCCCUGGGCCACAUGUGACAACACCUGGAAUACAGUGAACUGUAUGAGUCUUCAGACUUUGGAUUCUAUGUCGCCAAAUGUGACAGCAAAUCAGACCAUGUUGACCAACACCACCUCUGCUGCUACUGAAUUUUGGGAACGGAGGGUGCUGGCCAUGUCUGGAGGCAUUGAGGAGCUGGGCAGUGUGAGAUGGGAGCUGGUUUUGUGUCUUCUGGCCUGCUGGGUGUUCGCCUACUUCAGUAUUUGGAAAAGUGUCAGAUCCUCUGCAAAGGUAGCAUACUUCACUGCCACCUUCCCCUACGUGAUGCUCCUGAUAUUGCUCAUCAGGGGAUUGACUCUACCUGGAGCUUGGGAAGGGAUCUACUACUACCUGUAUCCAGAUUUGAACGGCCUGGCUAACCUUGAGGUCUGGAUAGAGGCAGGAUCUCAAAUAUGCUUCUCCUACAGCGUGUCCACAGGUACUCUGAGUGUUUUGAGCAGCUAUAAUGACUACAAGAACAACUGCUACAAGGACUGUUUCUGGCUCUGUCUGCUGAACAGUGGGACCAGUUUUGUUGCUGGAUUUGUCGUCUUCUCUGUACUUGGAUUCAUGGCUCAGAAACAGGGUGUUACUGUCGACGCUGUGGCUGAGUCUGGUCCAGGUUUGGCCUUCAUUGCUUACCCACAGGCAACAGCUUUGAUUCCUUUACCACAGUUCUGGACUGUCUGCUUUUUCCUGAUGAUGAUUUUCCUCAGUGUUGACACACAUUUUGUGACAGUUGAGUGUUUUGUCACCUCAGUGAGUGACUUGUUUCCGAAGCUGUUUCGUAAACCAGGAAGACAUGAGAUCUUUGUCCUCGUCGUUUGUUCAUCCUUCUUCCUCAUACAUCUGACUUUGGUCACUGAGGGAGGGAUUUACCUAUUCCAGCUUAUUGAUUAUUAUGGUUGUACCAGAGCUUUUCAUUAUUUCAUGGCUUUAUCUGAGUGUCUGGCUCUGGCUUGGGGUUUUGGUGCUGACCGUGUUAUUAACAUCAUUGAGGACAUGACUGGACAGAGACCAUCUGUUUUCUUCAAAGUGUGCUGGAGAUACAUCAUUCCUCUGCUGUCACUGAUUUCCUUUAUCCUGUACCUGGUUGAUUACACACACCUCAGGAUUAACGACAGGUACGUUUACCCCAACUGGGCCUAUGCUCUAGGCUGGACCUUGACGCUCUCCUCUGUUCUCAUGGUGCCACUGUGGGCAGCUGGACAGAUGUGUUUGACAGCAGGCACCUUCAGACAGCGUUUGUCUGUCCUUCGUCAUCCUGUUGAAGAUCCAGUCUCACAGAGAAGAAAAAUGGAAGAGGAUGGGAUACAUGUGGAGCUGAGGACGUCUGCAGAGACAUCUUAGUGCCGUCUGCAAAGUCACAUCAGCUAGACACUUCAUCUGUCAUUGGUUAAACUUAUUGUAUUCAGUGUGGCUAAAAUGUAUUUAAAGACAGAUUUUUGUGCUGAAAUGAUUAGUUGAUGAAUCAUCUUAAUGUAUCAUUUAAGUCAAAUGAUUUUUGCUUGUUCCAGCAUCUUAAAUGUGAGGAUUUGCAGCUUUUGUCAGCGUCAUAUAAACAAAGUAUAUAUUUAAACAUAUUAUAAAUUAAACAUUUAAUCACUGACACUGAAAAUCAUGAGUUUCUACUUUAGCUCUAUACAACUGUGGUGAGGAUACUUUAUGUUUGGUUUUGUACUGAUGUCUGGGUGUUUUAUUUUACAUUUUCAAGUGUAAAAUAAAGACUAUUGUUCAAGAUGAUUGGGGCAUAUUUUGAACUUCCCACUGAAUUAUUUAUAGAGUUAACACACGGUUUGGACAAAAUGUAUCCACAGCAAA